AUCAGAAUCAGUUGGAGUGGAACAGCUAACUUAGCAAGACGUGUGUCGCAUUCCUAUUCAGAUCUUGCACUGAGAAACAUACAAGCGUUUUUAAAAUAAACUCAAACCAAAUUAUACUUUUUUUAAUUCAUAUUCAUUAAAAAAUAUAAUAAAAUGGCUAAGGAUAAUUUAACUGCAGUUUUGUAUGGUGUUGAGGAUUUACGCUUGGAGCAACGUCCAAUUCCUGAAAUUAGCGACAAUGAGGUUCUAUUGGAAAUGGAUUGUGUUGGUAUUUGCGGAUCAGAUGUGCAUUAUUUGGUCCAUGGACGGAUUGGUGAUUUUGUUGUGAACAAGCCCAUGAUUAUUGGUCAUGAAGCAGCUGGUGUUGUAGUGAAGUGUGGAAAGAACGUUAAGAACUUGGUUGUUGGAGACAGAGUUGCCAUAGAACCUGGUGUACCAUGCAGACUUUGUCAGUUCUGUAAGAUCGGAAAGUACAACUUAUGUCCCGAUAUGGUUUUCUGUGCCACACCACCAUACGAUGGCAAUCUGACGAAAUACUAUCGUCAUGCUGCAGAUUUCUGCUUUAAGCUGCCUCCUCAUGUAACAAUGGAAGAAGGAGCUCUAUUGGAGCCACUUUCAGUGGGUGUCCAUGCUUGCCGUCGAGCUGAUGUUGGCCUAGGAUCAGAAGUUUUGAUUCUAGGAGCUGGUCCUAUUGGUUUGGUAACCUUGUUGGUUGCCCAAUCCAUGGGAGCAUCCAAUAUUGUGAUAACAGAUUUAUCUCAAAACCGAUUAGACGUUGCCAAGAGUCUUGGUGCUAUGCACACGGUUUUGAUUUCUAAAGACAAAACAGAGGAACAAACUGUGAAAGAAAUCCAGGGAUUGAUGCCAAACUCACCUGACAAAACCAUUGAUUGCUGUGGUGCUGAAUCAACAACAAGAUUGGCAAUUUUGAGCACACGAUCGGGAGGAUGUGUUGUAAUUGUUGGAAUGGGUGGAAACGAAAGUAAAUUACCCCUAAUAAAUGCUUGUGCUCGUGAAGUUGAUAUCCGUGGAGUUUUCCGCUACUGCAAUGACUAUUCAACAGCUCUUGCUUUAGUGGCAUCGGGAAAAGUAGAUGCUAAACGUUUGGUAACUCAUCAUUUUGAUAUCACAGAAACUGCAAAAGCUUUCGAGACAUCUCGUUACGGGCAUGGAGGGGCUAUCAAGGUAAUGAUUCACUGCCAGCCUAGGGACAAGAACAACAACAAGCCAUUUUGAGAAGCUUGAACUCAGCAAAAUUGCGGAUUGAUAAUCAUCAUUAAAAAUACGGCUGUUUUAAAUUAGAUUUUUGUAAUAACUGUCAGUUAAGAAUUGAAUAAGGAAAUAUGUACAUUUUUUGAGAAAUAUUUA
Eupeodes corollae is the source of this 1368-nucleotide messenger RNA. It is a transcript of the gene Sodh2, whose product is annotated as sorbitol dehydrogenase. The coding region runs from base 154 to 1236 and encodes 360 amino acids. Lineage: Eukaryota; Metazoa; Arthropoda; Insecta; Diptera; Syrphidae. Gene Ontology annotation, molecular function: L-iditol 2-dehydrogenase (NAD+) activity; zinc ion binding. The transcript is spliced from 5 exons. Gene Ontology annotation, biological process: D-sorbitol catabolic process. The record is from RefSeq and is a predicted model, not a curated record.